Molecule: messenger RNA, 2460 nt
Organism: Trachymyrmex cornetzi
Lineage: Eukaryota; Metazoa; Arthropoda; Insecta; Hymenoptera; Formicidae
Exons: 4
Coding region: 1-2460 (819 amino acids)
Molecular function (GO): nucleic acid binding
Source: RefSeq, a predicted model, not a curated record
AUGACAGAAUCACAGACAGUUGAAAUGACAAGGACAGUGAUAGCAUUAACUACGACUUCAUAUGAGACGAACGUCCAUUUACUUGUAAUUAAUCAGAUCACACAACUUAUUCCCUCCAAACUGAUUAACAUUAAAUUCCUAAACCUACCUCAAGAUAUUGAAUUGGCAGAGCCAACCUUCCACAAACCGCAAGAUGUAGAAAUACUGCUAGGGGCAACAGUAUUCUGGGAAGUUCUCGGAACAGAUCGAAUCCAGUUGGGGACUAAACAACCCAUCCUCCAAGCAACGAAACUCGGCUGGCUGAUAUGGGGACAAUUGAGAUCGUAUGUCGAAUCACGGACACGCAAUUGUCAUUCUGUAUGCGGAUUAGUUCGGAACGAAGAGCUGCAAUCGCAGCUUGAGAGAUUUUGGCAAGUCGAGAAAGUAUCAAACACUAAAUUACCAUCUAAAGAAGAAGCAGAAUGUAAGAAAAUCUUUAGGAACGAAUACAAAAGAUACGACAAUGGAACAUUUGAAGUGGCAUUACCGUUCCGCGAAGAUCCAAGUGUCCUCGGCGACUCCAAGUGGUGGAUCACGAAAAGCAAGAUUAAUUACCUUCCACACUACGCAGUUAUAAAGGAAUCAUCGACGUCCACCAGGCUUCGAGUGGUAUUCGACGCAUGUAGUCCAACUACGUCCGGAAAGUCGCUCAACGACUACUUGUCGGUAGGCCCAACGAUUCAAUCAGAACUAUUCGAGAUCUUAAUACGAUUCCGGCAACAUUCGUACGUGUUGACUAGUGAUAUAGUUAAAAUGUACCGACAAAUAAUGAUCAAACCAGAUCAUCGGCUAUAUCAAUGUAUACUAUGGAGAUCGACAUCCGAUCAGCCAGUAACUACAUUUUGUUUGAAUACGGUUACAUAUAGGAUUGCGUCAGCACCGUUUUUAGCAAUACGAUCGUUGCAACAAUUGGCGUACGAUUAUGAAGCAACAUAUCCUCGUGCAGCCCAGGUUAUAACUCAAGAUUUUUAUGUCGACGAUAUGAUCACAGGAGAGUCAUCAGCACAAGAACUUCGUCGAACAAAGAGGCAAGUAACCGACAUUCUAAAAACAGCGGGAUUUCAAUUAUCGAAGUUUCGUUCCAAUAUUGCGCUUGAUGAUGAAGAAUGCCUGGACGAUUAUGGACUCGCAGACACUAAAAUCUUAGGUCUUUUAUGGAAAUCCAAUCGCGACAUGUUUAGGUAUGAAGCAAGGUUGGAUCUCACAUCUGAGAAGGACAAGGCUGGAGCGAUCAAAGUCCAAAUAUUAACAGCAAAGUCCAGAGUGACACCGUUGAAGACCAUCAGUCUACCGAGGCUUGAACUGUGCGGGGCUGUAUUGUUGGCCAAAUUGUCUUCAAAGGUCUCUCAAGCACUUACCUGUACAAUUUCGAAACAAUAUUUUUGGACCGACUCUGAAAUUGUUGUGGCGUGGAUUCGAGGAGAACCAGGAAAUUGGCAGACGUUUGUGGGCAACCGUGUUGCAGAACUGCAACGACUGACCAAUAACCACGACUGGUCACACGUGCGAUCAGAAUAUAAUCCGGCAGAUAUACUUUCGCGGAGAAUGUCACCAGAUCAACUGCUUGAUGCGACACUAUGGUGGGAAGGCCCACAGUGGCUAAAAGAAGAGCAAGUGUACUGGCCUAAAUCUACAGGUCAAGUACCGAUUGAGAUCCCGGAGGCACGGACUCAAUCGGUCAUGCUUGCGCAAGUUCAAGAAUCAUUUGACGUCAUACACCAUUAUUCAUCAUUGAUCAGAUUGAAAAGGAUAAUUGCAAACUGCUUCAGAUUCAAAACGAAUUGCAUACGAUCUAAGUCAAAAUCUCUAAUGAUUCACGGACCGAUUACAAAUAAAGAGCUUCAGCAAGCGAUGACGGUAUUGGUAAAGCUUCAUCAACAGGAGAUAUUCAGGUCAGAACUGCACAGUCUUCAGCAGGACAAAGUGGUAGAUUCACACAGUAAAAUUCUACCGCUCAAUCCGAUAAUUGGUCGGGAUGAUCUAUUGCGUGUUGGUGGCCGGUUGAGAAAUGCUCCUUUACCUUAUUCACAAAAACAUCCAAUCAUUUUAUCUUCCAAUCACAUAUUGACAGAACUAAUAAUACGCGAUCAACACUUGAGUAAUUUCCACAUGGGUCCUCAGUUAUUAUUGACGACAUUUCGCGAGACUUAUUGGAUAGUCCACGCCAAGGGAGCAAUUAAACGUGUACUCAUUUGGUCCGACAACGGAAAGAAUUUUCUUGGGGCUAAUAAUGCUUUGCGACAGAUGGGUGAAUUUCUAUCAAAUUCCGAGCAACAAGCAAAAGUCAUCGAAUUUGCUUCCAAUCGAGGAAUUUCUUGGAGGUUCAUUCCACCCCAUUCCCCUCAUAUGGGAGGAUUGUGGGAAGCCAAUAUCAAGGCUGUGAAGACGCAUCUUAAAACCGUUAUUAAUGAAACAUUGUAA